Crotalus tigris (Tiger rattlesnake) is the source of this 1902-nucleotide messenger RNA. RefSeq names its product enoyl-CoA hydratase domain containing 3 (gene ECHDC3). Lineage: Eukaryota; Metazoa; Chordata; Lepidosauria; Squamata; Viperidae. Gene Ontology annotation, molecular function: hydro-lyase activity. Gene Ontology annotation, cellular component: mitochondrion. The transcript has 5 exons. The coding region runs from base 41 to 952 and encodes 303 amino acids. The record is from RefSeq and is a predicted model, not a curated record.
CUCCCUUGAGCCGCUCCGCUCUGCGCCGCUGCAACGAGCGAUGGCCGCUGCAGCCGCCCGCGGAGGGCUUUGCAGGGCGAAGCUGGCGCGGUUCGUCCCGGGCUUCCGGACUGCUUCGACCGGCAGCUCCGCAGCCUCAACGCCCGAUGGGCCGCGCCAGCAGGAGGAGCAGCAGCAAGGGAAGCUCACCCGCGUGUGGCAGAGCGAAGGCAUCAGGAACAUCGUUCUGAGCAAUCCUGGCAAAAGAAAUGUGCUUUCCCUCUCCAUGCUGAAGUCCCUCCGUCAGGAUAUUUUGCACAAUAUUGACAGCACGGAUCUGCGCGUCAUUAUCAUUUCAGCCGAAGGCCCUGUUUUCUCCUCUGGACAUGACUUGAAGGAGUUGACCGGGAAGGAAGACACAAAGCAGCAUAUGGACAUCUUCAAAACCUGUUCAGAGGUCAUGACGUUGCUUCCCAAGCUACCUGUGCCGGUGAUAGCCAAAGUAAAUGGCCUUGCCACAGCCGCCGGUUGCCAGCUGGUGGCCAGCUGUGACAUUGCCGUGGCCAGCGAGAAGUCCAGGUUUGCCACCCCUGGAGUGAACGUGGGUCUCUUCUGCUCAACACCAGCAGUAGCCAUUGGAAGAUCCCUGCCUAAAAAGGUGGCACUAGAGAUCCUCUUCACCGGAGAGCCCAUGUCAGCUCAGGAUGCCCUUCGCCAUGGACUCAUCAGCCGAGUGGUCCCUGAGGACCAGCUGGAAAGCGAGACCUUGAGAGUUGCCCAAAAGAUCUGCCAGAGCAGCCGAGCCGUGUUAGCCCUGGGCAAGGCCACUUUUUACAAACAGAUGGAACAUGAUAUUGGCACAGCCUACCAGAUAGCUUCACAGGUCAUGGUGGAGAACCUGGCUCUGAAGGAUGGACAGGAAGGAAUUGAGGCCUUCAUUUCUAAACGCAAGCCCAACUGGUUCCAUUCUUGAAAUAACUUAUUGUCAAGGCACAUCUCGAGGACAAUUGUUUCUCCAUCUUGACAACUUGAGGAUGUGUGGACUUCAACUCCCAGAAUUCUGGCUGGCUGGCAGGGGAAUUCUGGGAGUCGAAGUCCACACAUCCUCAAGUUGUCAAGGUUGAGAAGCACUGGUUUAAGAUCUUUGAAAGCCUUUUAUUUGGUCAGUAAAACCAGUUUGAGGUUUCCCAAACCUGCUUUGAAAGUCCUGGGAGUUGCACUUGUUUCAAGGGAUCCCUUAUUGGCAUAGGAAUAUUGGCUUUAAAAGGAUCUUGUGCUCUUGUCUACCCUAAUUGGUUCCUUCAGGCACUCUGAUUUGUGAUGUAGAAACGAGCUGUAUUUUCACAAUACCCUUAACUGGCUGCCUUGCAGAUGGUGUAUUUGUACAACAUGCUAAACUGAAUUAGCAUGAUUUGGUUAUUUUCUUAUCGUUUGGUGGACGGCGUGAAUCCAGACCAUCAGGUUAAUAUAUGAUUUAAGGCAGUGUUUUUUUUUUUUCAAACUUGGCGACUUUGUGUAGACUUUCCUUUGUGUAGAUUUGGCAAAAUGUGUGAACUUCAGUUCUCAGAAUAUCGCAACCAGCACGCUAGCAGUUGAAAUCCUGACAUUUUAAAGUUGCCAAGUUUGAAAAACACUGCUUUAAGCUAUCAUGUGAAUCCUGAAAAUGGAUUAAUUCAGUAAGCCGGUACAUUGUACAAAUGUACACACUAUAUUGGACGGUGGCUAAAAAGAGCAGAUAUUCGUAGAUGCUGAAAUUACAAAGUCUACACCUACAAUUACAUGGCUAUGAAUUUAAUGAGUACAUAUUAUUUCAAUUAUAACAGACUGUGAUUGACGGUGCUAAGCCAUUGUUUGCCUAACUGCAAUUUAAUAAACCCCCAUAUCUGAAUAUACUAGUAUAUUAAACCAAAAUCUGGCCAAAUA